AUGAGUUCUAAAGAAAUCCAAAAAUCACCGUCGUUGGACAUCAAUGAAGAAAAAUUGUCACAGUUGGAUAUUAAUGAAGAAAAAUCGGAACCGUUUGAUAUCAAUGCGCCAGUUAUACUCUUAGUCGGAAAAACAGGUGCCGGUAAGAGUACUUUGGGAAAUCAUUUGUUGAGAAUCUCUCAAGAUGAAAAUUGCGCCUUUGAGGUCUCAGAAGAUUUUGAAUCGACCACCAACAAAUCUAGCUCCGCGGUUUACAAAAUUGGUAACGAAACGUACAACAUUAUCGAUACACCUGGAAUUUUUGAUACAAAAAAGCCAAAUGAAGAAGUCCUGGAAGAAAUUGCGCGUACCGUACAAAAAUGUGCUUAUGGAAUCAAGGCCAUAUUAUUUGUUUUUGAAGCUAAAAGGUUAACAGAUGAACAAAAAAACGUGAUUGACGGUAUUUCGACGUUUUUCGGGAAAGAGGCCUUUCUAUUCAUGAUUUCUGUCUUUUCAAAUUGCAACAAAAAAAAUACAAAUGACCCGAAAAUUUUUGAAAAGUCUUGGAACGAUAAAGUUCGCAUGCUCGUCAAUAGCAUGGGUAAUCGGUGGGCCAUUUCUCCGAAUCCAGAUAUCUUUCCACCUGGUACUCGAUUGCAUGAAAAAUGUCUACAAAAUUUAGAAAAUAUUAUAUGUUCUCUAAGUGGAGUAUAUACAAAUGAAUUACUUGAAAAGACACGAAAGGAGCAAGAAGAACUUGCGCGAAUUGCAAGGGAAGAACAAGAAAGGAGACAGAGUGAAUAUGAUGAAAUUAAAAGAAAAGAGGGUAAAGCCAGAGCAGAAGCAGAAUACUUGAAAAGGAAGACUGAAGAUGAUGAUAGAGCACGUAUUGCAAAUGAUAAAAACAUAAAAGAACUUAAAGAUACCAUAUAUAAAAAAAUUGAUGAUCUUGAAAAAAGUGUAAGUGACCUUCGACGAGAAAAUGAUGAACUUCGGCAAAAACUUAAUCAAGGAGGUUGUUUUUGGCUUGAAACCCGAGUUAAGCUUGAAUCAGGAAGAAUCAUCCGAAUGUCAGAGCUUCAAGUAGGAGAUCGAGUGUUGUCAAACAUUAGAAAUGGUAUUGAAGAGUUUUCGGAUGUUUACCUUAUCGCUCACAUUGGUAAACUCGAUCAUGAGGAAAAAUUUACCAAAAUUUGCUUCACCAAACCAAAUGGCUCUAAAGGUCAAUUACGACUCACAACCACUCACUAUGUAUUCAAUGAAAAUUUAUCUAUAAUUUUUGCCAAAGAUUUGUAUCCAGGAAAAUCCAAGAUUUUGGUUUCUGAUUGUAAAAAUAAGUUCAUUCCAGUUGUUGUAGAUGAUAUAACAAAUGAAUGGCACGAUGAAUACAUUAGCUUUUACACCCGGGCAGGCUCAGUUGUCGCCGAAGGCGUAUUAAGUUCUUGCUACGACGAUUGCCCGCCAUCUCAGUCGCUUAUGGAUCUUGUUUUUUUGCCAAUUCGUUGGUGGACCCGUUUCAAACCAAGCACGCAUCGCGAAAAUUAUCUUCAUCCUUAUGUUCAGUUCUUGGAAACGACAUAUUUUUCUUUUAUCAAUUUAUUCAUGCAAUAA
Molecule: messenger RNA, 1590 nt
Organism: Funneliformis geosporum
Lineage: Eukaryota; Fungi; Glomeromycota; Glomeromycetes; Glomerales; Glomeraceae
Source: the annotation of a GenBank genome assembly